ACGGUAUUAGAUAUGGCGGGCUUCUGAAUGUUGCCUAACAAGAAGGCCACAAUGAUGGUAUGGAGGCACUUAUAGCCAAACUCGCUGUUUAUGAUUGGACGGAUGUAAGAGGAUUUUUCUCUUCGUUCCUUCUCAACUUAAAUGUUUUGCUGAAAAACACCAAUGGAGUGGUUUUUGUCCUCACAUUAGUUUUAUCAAUAUUUUUAACUAUAUACAUAUGGAAAAUUCGACCGAAGGAGUUAAGUAAACGAUACAAAAAUGUUCGAGAAACAGACAGUUGUAAUGACCAUGAAUUUGCAGACAUUGAAAAUCUACAUCGGCUAUAUAAAUUGAAUAACUUAACUGCAUCCAUGUUAUGUAAUGUUUGGUUGUUCAAAGUCAAUGACUGCAUCAAUAACUCUUUGGAAAGAGAAAGUGUACAUUUUAAUCCAUUUUCUGAAUGCACUUUGUCAGACGUUAAGACUUCGUCUUUUGAAGUGCAUCGAGAAGAAUCCUCUGAAAAUCUGACUUUAUACUUUUCUGUUUCAAUACCGAUGUUAUACAUGCAUGGCGAUCUUGUCUACAAACAAAGUGAACAGUCUCAGAAAAUCACAGUUUCAUUGAAAAAUUACUUCAUGAAGAUGUGUUGUAAAGUACAAGCUGUCAAUAUGGUGAUAUCCAAAUUAAUAAUGUACUCCACCUCCCCACCUCAAUUUGAUGUACUAAUGGAUGCAAAAAUGUUCAUACCAUCAUCUGAAUUUAAGAAGCUACUUGUCAAGAUUAUUUCAGAACUGACUGUAUCCUGGGGGCCUGACGAUAUGGUGAAACAGUAUCCAAGUAGCAGAGAUACGUUACUUUGUAAAGAGAAUCAGAUUGGAGAAACUUCAUCUCAUCCUAAAGCACAAGAACAUAAAGUUUUCAUGGAUUCAGCCCACAAAUGGACAGAUUCGACAGUCAAAACACUUUCUUGCGAAUUAAAUAACCUGGACUUUGUCAGUCAAAAUGAAUUUAAAAGUGUGAACCGAUGUGAUUCUGAACGACAUACAGGAGUAAAAUCAACUAUACCGAAGGAUGAAAUUGCUCUUCUGGUAGCUCAAAAAGACAAACCGUCUUCUCCCAUCGUACUUUCACACAACGCUCGUUUGCGUCAGUCCCUAGUAGCUCGUCAGCUUCCAAGGCCAUUUAUGGGUAAAAUGAUCAGGUCAGCAUCUUGCUAUGGUGAGGAAGGCACAACCGGCCUGUUACAAGAACGAGAGACUGAAUAUGUGGACUUAAACAGUCAAAAUAUGGAGCAAAGUAAGGCGGAACCUACGGUGCAAUUACAAAUUGAUACUGAAUUCUCAUCCCCCAGUAAAGUAGAGUUGAUCGACUCAAGAAUAACGAAAAAAGAAAUUGAAAAUUCAAGUGGUCAAACUACAGAACGCUGUGAUUCAUCACAGGAUUUUUAUCAUCGUAAUUCAAUGCGUAAACCAAAUACCAAAGUAGAUGUAUCACCCUUGAGAGAAAGAAUCGCACACAAUCUCGCAUCAAAAAAGCUUUUGGUUAAAGUAGUCAAGGCAGAGGAACUUUCAGUGAAAAGCAUUUCUGGUGCUUACUGUGUCGUUGAAUUAGAUGAGCCAUAUCAGAGACAUUCAACUCAUUGUUCAAUGUCUGGACAGUUAUUCUGGGACCAACAUUUGCUUUUUGAUCUAAACAAUAAUUCCAAACGUAUCGCACUUGAAGUUUUUGAGUUGGGCAAGAGAAAAAAAUCAUAUUCAAGAGGUCGUGCAGAACUGUUAUUGGUACAUCUGUUAACUAACCCUAAUAGUGAUGGGGAUAAUGAAACAAAUCUCUGUAAUAUAAGUGAUACAAUCCGCCGACGGAUACCCCUUAUUGAUCGAUCAGGUGUUUCGGCUGAAAGUGCAAGUACUUCUAAUGCCAAUUCACCUGCAGUUCAGUCUCCUGGCAUUGGGAACAGUCUUUCUGCAACAACAAAUCAAAAUAUGUCUGCAAAUACAAAUAGUUCUGGGCAACCAUUUGCAAAUGGCAUAAGCAGUAUUACAGCAGAGUUUAAUUUCAUGGAGAAGGCUACUGAAGAUUUCCGUCCUCGUCCAUCUUCUAGUUCUUCACAAAUGCAACGUGUUCCUACAUCGAAAGUCUCACAGUCUACUGGUACACAAAAUAUCAGCCAAGAACAUCAUUCAACAGAUCACAGUGGUGCUUUUUCACAUUCCCCUUCAUUAGAAUUUUCAAAUAAUAAAUCUACAUCUUCAGCACACAAUAGGAUUACUAUUGAACAUACUAUGCACUCUGUAACUGAACAUAUUCAAACGGAUUCUGGAGAAGAAGUUGACAAUUUCACGACUUCAAAAGAUAAAGAUUUUAUAAGAAGAUCAUUGAAAGACGGAAAUAAUGAGCUGAAGUUUACUGCUUCACUAAAACCUGGAAACACUUCUUCUCCUAUAUCUAGUCAGCGACAUAGUGAAUUAGUUCCUAUUCGUGGUGCAGAUGAAGAACAUGCUACUAUACCAUAUUCCCCGUUGAUUUAUGACACAACAAAGCUAUCAGAAACUAGUUCUGAUGGUCAUGAUUCAUUAUGUGAAGUAAAUGAGCAGUUUAAAGAAUCCGUUUCUUCCAAUGAACAGCAUACACAUCAAGGACAGACUGAAUCAGACACUAAUACGAAAUCGCCAAACACUUCAGAUGAAGUAAACGUAUUUUUUGGAAGUAAAGCAGAUUCGAAACAAAGUGACGCUUUAUGUAAGCGUUCGGCUUUACUUGGAGUUACAUCAACAAAUUCUAACAAUAAUUCAGAUUUAAUUAGUGAUUCACAUAGAACUGAUUCACCAGUUAGUUCAGGCAGUCCAGCUGUAACAUCAAGAGCCCAUUCACUGGCUAGUCGUUUGAAGUCAACUCGUAUUUUAAGUUCAGGUGUCUUACGUCAUGGGAAACGUGGAGCAACAGAUGAACCGAUGGGUAGUUGUAGCAACGUUAGUUCUUUGGCAUUACUUGGUCCGUCACGUCAGCUUGCAGGUGUCGUAGCAGGUCUUAGCUCUUUGGCUUCAGAUUCAACAACAGCGCCUACUGCAGCUGCUCUUGCUUCUGCUAUGGCUGUUAUCGGAGCAACUGGUAGUUGGAAACCUCAGACAGCUGUUGAUUCAGAUUCUGCACACCUUUCUGGUUCUACAGUUUCAGAUCUAUUGUCUAGAAGAGAUAGUAAAUUAGAAGCAUCCGAUGAUUCACCUUCUGUUCCACCUCAUACAACAUCUUUCGGUCCUCCUGUACAUUUUGUACCACCGCCUACUUAUAUUGCUGCUGAUAGUCCUGGUACUUUUACAGCGCUAAGUCAGCCACGCCGUUCAGACGCUUCUAAUUUAGGCCUUUUCAGAAUAUUUCGUCAUAAAAAGAAGCGAUUCAGAUCUGUUGGUGCUGAAAAACUACUUUAUUGGGAAGCAAAUAAUUUCGAUGAUUUAGAUGCAAUCUCCACAGAAGGUUACCAUCGUAUACUUCAAGAUGAUUGUGAAAUAAAUAGUACUAAUCACCAUUCAGAAAAGUGAAUCAGUCAGUUUACCACUCACUCUCUCUCAUAUAUAUAUAUAUAUAUAUAUAUAUAUAUAUAUAUAUAUAUAUAUAUAUAUAUAUAUAAUAUGUGUCCAAUGUAUAAAGAAACUGGAAAAAAAAGCCCAAUGAUGUACCUUUUCCUUUAGAUAUUAUAUAUAUCCUGUAUGGAAGUUUCAAAUGUUUUUUCUUGAGAAUUGUCUCAACAUUAUAUAUAUAUAUAUAUAUAUAUAUAUAUAUAUGUAUUCAAAGUUUUGUGUUACCUUUGAAACUGGUUCAAUAAUGAACAGAAUUAAAUGUUGUUUUCUCUAUUCUUGUUAAUGUUAAUAUACCGAUAAUGUGAGCUAAUUAUGCAUACUGAAUUAUUUGUUUCAAGAAAUAUAAAAGCA
Trichobilharzia szidati is the source of this 3905-nucleotide messenger RNA. The record is from the annotation of a GenBank genome assembly. NCBI's taxonomy places the organism in Eukaryota, Metazoa, Platyhelminthes, Trematoda, Strigeidida, Schistosomatidae.